Dendroctonus ponderosae (mountain pine beetle) is the source of this 2063-nucleotide messenger RNA. RefSeq names its product ufm1-specific protease 2 (gene Ufsp2). Lineage: Eukaryota; Metazoa; Arthropoda; Insecta; Coleoptera; Curculionidae. The transcript is spliced from 10 exons. Bases 136 to 1902 code for a protein of 588 amino acids. The record is from RefSeq and is a predicted model, not a curated record.
AGCGAUAAACCUUAUUUGAAACUCAAGUGACAGGCAAUCACAAAUUUCAGAUCCACAUCCAGAGACAAGUACUUGUCUCUGCCACAUCAUUUGUAAUUUUGUGAAAGUCCACUUGCAACAUAUUUUAAGUAAUAUAUGUGCAAAAUGAAGCCCAGAAUAAAUAUUCUGGAUCUUCUAGUGCAGAGGCUCAAAACUCUACAAGAGCCUUGUUUUGGUAAACUAUAUGGUAUUUUCGCCAAAGACACUCAUUUUAUAUUAGGCCUACAGCUUGAUAAUGAAUCAGACGUGUCUAGUAGAUAUUCUUUACCAGCGGAAGUAGACUUUUGUGGGAUAUUUGAGGCCUAUUCAGGUACCAUUGAUAUUGAAAGAGCUCUGGGCAGGUGUUCUAAGGUGGAGGUCACAGACAAUCCCAUAUUUCUCUCAGUCAAGCUCAUAGUCGAAAAUGAUAUUCAGUGUAACAUUGUAUCCAACAAUAAAGUAGUUAGUUCGAGUAGCUCAAUAAUUUCAAUCCAAGACUUUUACUCUCAGUUUGUCCAUAUAAGACUACAGGGAGAGUUUCAAAUAAACACUGAGCAAAACGAGGAGAGUAUCAGCAAUAGCUUUACUGUGUUAAGGAAAUCUGUAGCAUCAGCGUUUGGAAUUUCAGGAAUAAUGGCUUUUACUCUAACAAAACAGAAUGUAAUGCUCGUUGCAAGCGACAGUGAAAACGGCAUCAUUGGUUUAACUGGAGAUCCAGCCUUUAGCGAGUUAUGUCAGGAUGAAAAUGGGGAAGGAGGACAGAAAAAGAAAAAAACUGAACACUUUUUAGGCUUGGAAAUAGUAGAUGCAAAUCUAAUGAAAAGAGUGACAAAAGAUCACACCAGCAAGGAGUUGAAUGGACAUUCACCUGUUGUAAUCAUUUGUAAAAAGCGAAUGGCUGUACUCAACAUUCCAAUAAAAAUUGAUUUCCUGGCCACAAUUAGUAGAGGUACUACGUUGUCAAGAAUAUAUGAUAUACUGCUGGAAUGUGCCAUCAAAAACAUAAAGUUAUAUGAGAGCGUUGUUCAAUAUUAUAUAAAAAAAAAUCCAAUCGAAGGAAAUCUACAGUUGCCAAAUACUCAACAUUUCUUUGCAAAAGAUUGCGGACAUUUCGUCACACGAAUAGUGUUUGCGGAAUCAGCAGAAGACUUAAGAAAAGAGAGGGAAUUGUUACAUGACAGUUUAUUGCUGAGCAAAAUUAUGCCGAUGUUUAGAAAGUCCAAUCAAUUUAACUUUUCGGAUUCAAAAAGUGGGCCUUUGAUCAAUGUUCAUGAAGGAUUGAAGCCAACAAAUAAUGCUGGCAAAUUAGCCCUAGUAAAAGGAAAUUAUGAAUACUAUCAUUAUUGCCAGAACAGAUUGGAUGAUAAUGGCUGGGGUUGCGCGUAUAGAUCACUGCAAACCUUAGCAUCUUGGUAUAAGUUGCAGGGUUACACCGAUCAAGAGGUGCCCACAUUCAAAGAGAUUCAAAAGUGCUUAGUUGAUGUGGGUGAUAAACCCAGAAGUUUUAUUGAUUCGAGACAGUGGAUAGGAUCCACUGAAGUUAGCUAUGUUUUAAACUCUCUACUAGGCAUAACUUCGAAGAUUCUUUAUGUAAGUACCGGGGAAGAUAUGGCUACUAAAGGACCAGAAUUAGUAAGUCAUUUCGAGACUCACGGAUCCCCUGUUAUGAUAGGUGGAGGUGUACUGGCGCAUACAAUUCUAGGCGUUGAUUAUAAUCAACAAACUGGGAACUUGAAGUUCCUCAUUCUAGAUCCUCAUUAUACUGGAGGUGAGGAUUUGAACAUUAUUCAAGGUAAAGGCUGGUGCGGUUGGAAAGGCGUUGAAUUCUGGAAUAAAACUGCCUAUUACAACAUGUGUUUGCCCUUGGUGCCUAGAGAAGUAUGAGAAACUUUUUUUUAUUGCCGUUUUGUAAGUCAACUGUAAUUUUCAAGUAAUAUCGGUAUAUCAAUUAUUUUAAGUAAAGCUGGUUUCAACUAAAUUAAAGGUAAUUUAAAAUUUUAUUUUUUUUGUAACAGUUUGGUGGUGUAAUACACAUUUCUAUCCAG